Cottoperca gobio is the source of this 999-nucleotide messenger RNA. Its product is annotated as proteasomal ubiquitin receptor ADRM1-like. Gene Ontology annotation, cellular component: nucleus; cytoplasm; proteasome regulatory particle, lid subcomplex. Lineage: Eukaryota; Metazoa; Chordata; Actinopteri; Perciformes; Bovichtidae. Gene Ontology annotation, molecular function: proteasome binding; endopeptidase activator activity. The record is from RefSeq and is a predicted model, not a curated record. The annotation marks the transcript as partial. The transcript has 7 exons.
UGUUCGACCAAUCACAGUGAAGCACCGGCGCCAGACAUCCAAUUACUAUCAUCCUCAGUGUUAGCUUGCUCUGCGGCUGCACGACAUUUCAGUGAGUACAUACGUCUCUCCUCUUCAUCAUGGCCUCUGGAGCGUUGUUCCCCAGCAUGGUGUCCGGCUCCCGCGGCUCCUCCAGCAAGUACCUGGUGGAGUUUCGUGCUGGUAAGAUGACCAUGAAGGGCAGCACGGUGACGCCCGACAAGCGCAAAGGUCAGGUGUACAUCCAGCAGACCGACGACUCGCUCAUCCACUUCUGCUGGAAGGACCGCACCACCACCAACGUGGACGAUGACCUGAUCAUCUUCCCUGAUGACUGCGAGUUCAAGCGUGUGAGCCAGUGCACCACCGGCCGAGUCUUCGUGCUGAAGUUCAAGGCCGGCUCCAAGAGGCUUUUCUUCUGGAUGCAGGAGCCGAAGUCUGAGAAAGACGAGGAGCAUUGUCGUAAAGUGAACGAGUAUCUCAACAACCCCCCCAUGCCGGGCGCUCUGGGGAGCGGCGGCAGCGGAGGACACGACCUGUCUGCUCUGGGAGGAGAAGGCGGCCUGCAAAGCCUUCUGGGUAACAUGAGCCACAACCAGCUCAUGCAGCUCAUUGGACCGACUGGACUGGGCGGGAUCGGGGGUCUCGGGGCGCUGGCUGGUCCAGGACUGGCAAAUCUCCUGGGAAGCAGCAGCAGCAGCAGCAGCAGCGUCCCUGCAGCCAGCAACUCCUCCACCAGUCCGUCCACAGCCGUCACCCCGACCUCCACCUCUGCAACCAGCCGCCUCGGCUCCACCCAGGCGCCGACCACCCCCAUCACUCCCUCCGCCACCUCAGCGGCCUCCCCCACCGCCACCACCCCCACCACCCCCGUUGUGUCCGCUGUGGCAGCGGGGGCCGCCAAUCCCUCCCAGCCCAUCCAGCUGAGGGACCUGCAGAGCAUCCUGGCCACCAUGAACGUCCCCGCCGGAGGACAGGGAG